This is a messenger RNA of Triticum aestivum (bread wheat), 1886 nucleotides long. Its product is annotated as lipid phosphate phosphatase 2. The transcript is spliced from 9 exons. The record is from RefSeq and is a predicted model, not a curated record. Lineage: Eukaryota; Viridiplantae; Streptophyta; Magnoliopsida; Poales; Poaceae. Gene Ontology annotation, molecular function: phosphatidate phosphatase activity. Gene Ontology annotation, cellular component: membrane. Gene Ontology annotation, biological process: phospholipid metabolic process; phospholipid dephosphorylation. Bases 367 to 1305 code for a protein of 312 amino acids.
AAGAACUCCAAGGCCCAGCCCAUCAGCAAAAAUAGAAAGAAAAAAGCGGACAAGAGCGGCGGCGGUGUGGUCCGUCCUCGUUCCGGCGUACCCGCACGUGUCGCGGCACGGCAGACGCCACCGCCCUCCCGUGGCACCCAACCACAACUCCUGCUCCGGCACCCCCUUCCCUCCCCAGCCUUCUCCACCGCUCUCCCUCCCCCCUCGUCGGCGGCGAAAAUCUCCGGAUCCAUCCCGGCCUCCGUUCCAUCGCCACCCUCUCCACCCGCAAGGGUUUAAUUCUGAGGGGAAUUUCCGAGCAUUUCCUGCCUGCCUACGGCGUAAAUACAGGUCUGCGGGCUGUCCUGCUUCGUCUCGCGGUCUUCGAUGCGUGGUGGAGGCAACACGCAGGAUAGGAUGCAGCAGGUUCAGCACACGGUUCAGACGCACGGAUAUGGACUGGCCAGAAAGCACACUUAUGACUGGGUCGUUCUUACGCUCCUAGCUGCGGCCGUGGUCGUCUUGCAUUAUGCUCCGCCGUUUAAUCGGUUCGUUGGGAAGGAUAUGAUGGCUGAUAUUAGGUACCCGGUGAAACAGAGUACUGUGCCAGCAUGGGCUGUUCCUGUAAUCUCUAUGCUGUGUCCAGUGCUUGUUUUCGUAGCGGUGUAUGUUGCUAGAAGGGACGUCUAUGACCUUCACCACGCAACGCUAGGUGUUAUUUUCGCUGUGCUGAUCACUGCCGCGUUCACUGAUGUGAUAAAGACUGCAGUAGGGAGACCAAGGCCAGACUUCUUUUGGCGGUGUUUUCCUGAUGGAAGGCAGGUAUAUGAUCAAGUGACAGGUGGUGUGAUUUGCCAUGGCGAGAAAGGUUUCUUAACCGAUGGGCGCAAGAGUUUUCCUAGUGGACACACGUCGUGGUCUUUUGCUGGACUUGGAUUUUUGUCACUAUACUUAUCUGGCAAAAUUAAGGCGUUUGAUCGCAAAGGUCAUGUGGCAAAACUUUGCAUCGUGAUUCUUCCUCUUCUUCUUGCUUCGCUUGUUGGGGUUUCUAGAAUAGACAACUAUCGGCACCACUGGGAGGAUGUGCUUGUCGGUGGCCUGAUUGGAUAUAUCAUGGCAGUGCUGUGCUAUCUGCACUUCUUUCCUCCUCCAUAUCACCAUCAAGGUUGGGGUCCCUAUGCGUACUUCCACAUGCUGGAAGAGCUUGAGGUGCACAAUUCAAAUAAUGCACAAAACCAGCAGUCUGCAGGUGAGCAUCAUAUCGGAUUGACCGGCCAACACCAUAACGGGAGAUCAAGAAAUGAUUUGGAAUCUGGAAGUGUGUAACUCACCCCUCUGUGGAACCGACUAGCAUACCUUGUACAGUAAGCAUGCGUUAAAAACUUUUUUAUGUGUGCACUAAGCAAGUAUUAGGAGUUUAGAACUAGAUAUGUGCUAUCUCCCCCUCAUGUUUGUGUACAAAAGUCACUCGCUCAGUAUAUUCUGACCUAGUUGUUCUAGGGCCACCUGUUGUAUCUAAAUGAUGUGUUAACGUCGUAGACCGUGUGAGUGGCUGGUGGACGUACUGAGUACGAACUUAUUCCGCUGUUCAACAAGCACAACUGAGCGAUGAUAAUGACAAGCAUAUCUAGAGCCAUUGAACAUUCUCUAUCAGGUUGCACCACCGCCCAGAGUAGCUAGUGGUCCAGUGGCUCUGUAUCUAUCAAUUCAUAGGCAAAAGGCGCAAACUUAUACUGACUGACUGUAUUUAUUCCCCGUCCUUGGUCUUAUUCCAAGCUGGGAAGAAGAGAUCGACACGGAUCAAUGAUCUUAGUUGUUGAGCUAGAGGCAAAAGGCAGCAGAUCCCUGAAAUCUCUGCUUUACACCAUGAGGGCGACCGCUGCCAGCUCUGUGAUUCUGUGUUAUGU